AUGGAAUCAGCACCACCACCAAAUUUUACACUAGAGGAUUUAAAGUUGUCGUCUGUUUUAAACAGAGGGCGCUACAGUGAAGUAUGGAAGGGAUUGUUGAAUGAUCAAGAAGUUGCAGUGAAGAUAUAUUCUGCUAACUAUAAACAACACUUUACUAAUGAGAAGAACAUCUAUUCUUUGCCUUUUAUGGAACAUGAUAGUCUGCUACAAUUUUAUGGAUCUGAUGAACGGUUGUCCCAGGACGGCAAUAUGCAGUAUAUGUUGAUUUUAACUUACAUUCCAACUGGCUCGUUAUUUAGCUAUUUAAAACAUAAUACAGUUGACUGGUCCACCUUAUGUAAAAUGUGUAUCUCAUUUACCCGAGGUUUAGCUCAUUUACAUAAUGACAUCACAAAAGGAGAUCAAUUUAAACCAGCAGUAGCCCAUCGUGAUUUUAAUAGUAGAAAUAUUCUAGUAAGAUCUGAUCUGUCCUGUGUCGUAGCUGACUUAGGAUUUAGUAUGUCUGCUAUGGGCUCUAAAUUAAUCCGUAAUGGCCAUUCUGAAAAUGCUGAACAGACUUCUUUAACGGAUGUUGGAACAUUACGUUAUAUGGCUCCAGAACUACUAGAUGGUGCUGUCAAUUUACGAGAUUGUGAAGCCUCAUUAAAACAAAUAGAUAUUUAUGCACUUGGUUUGGUGUUAUGGGAGGUAGCAACUAGAUGUAUAGAUCUGUAUCAAGGUGCCCCAGUUCCAGACUACAUGUUACCAUACCAGGCAGAAGCUGGCAUACAUCCUACAUUCGAACAACUACAACUUUUAGUAUGCAGAAAUAAAACCAGACCUAAAUUCUCUGAAAUUUGGAAAGAUACCAAUCAGGCUGUAAGAUCUCUACGUGAGACUAUGGAUGAUUGUUGGGAUGCUGAUGCAGAUGCUAGAUUAACUGUACUGUGUGUUGAGGAAAGGUUAAGUGAUAUGAUCAUGAUGUGGGCUCAAGAUUCAAAACACAGAGCCAUAAUUACAACUGGUAUCAAGAUAUGA
Molecule: messenger RNA, 1017 nt
Organism: Lottia gigantea (owl limpet)
Lineage: Eukaryota; Metazoa; Mollusca; Gastropoda; Lottiidae
Exons: 6
Coding region: 1-1017 (338 amino acids)
Biological process (GO): cellular response to growth factor stimulus; protein phosphorylation; BMP signaling pathway
Cellular component (GO): signaling receptor complex; plasma membrane
Molecular function (GO): transforming growth factor beta receptor activity; ATP binding
Source: RefSeq, a predicted model, not a curated record